This is a messenger RNA of Penicillium pulvis, 1668 nucleotides long. RefSeq names its product tyrosine protein phosphatase PTP1 (gene ptpB). The transcript is spliced from 4 exons. NCBI's taxonomy places the organism in Eukaryota, Fungi, Ascomycota, Eurotiomycetes, Eurotiales, Aspergillaceae. Gene Ontology annotation, biological process: protein dephosphorylation. The record is from RefSeq and is a predicted model, not a curated record. Bases 1 to 1668 code for a protein of 555 amino acids. Gene Ontology annotation, molecular function: protein tyrosine phosphatase activity.
AUGUCGAUCCGGAGCCGCCGUGGUGGGAACGACCUGAUCUAUGACGGCGGGUCGAAUGCGAGUGACGCGAUACCACGGAUGGGGCACUCUGGUUUGGUGCGAUGCGAUCGACGACUUGAGCCUGGGAUACCAUUGCGCGCGUGGAUUUCUUUGUUUAUGCUUCAUGUAGAUCGAAGUGAAAAUCCCGUUAGCAACGAGGAGAUUUCUUCUCCCGUGAUUUCUGCCGACGGUUUCGAUCACGACAUCAACACUGAGCCCUCUCGCUCACCCUCCCCCGACCCGCUUGCCCCGCGCGUCAAAAAACGUUCCGGCCGACAAACCGUCUCACGCAAAGCGCGCGGCGUCAUCGGAAAGGUUCGCGCUUUGCAGCGAAUCGCCGCUGCCAAAAUGGCGCAUCCGUCCAUCAAGAUCGACACCAGUGUCCAGAGCACUAAACGCGGCCUACCGGAUAGCGAUGCGGGAAUCGAUAUGUUAAAUGAGCAGGGGAAUCCCCGGUUGGAGACAGGGGAUACAGACGAUGUCCCACCGUUCCUGUGCCAAUCGGUGACAGAGAUUCACGACAAGUUUGAAGAUCUCGAGUGGAUACAGAGGACGCGGAUUUCGGAUGGUAUGGUGUCUAAUGACCCUACUCAUCCGUAUGCAAUAGAAACCGACCCGAAAGUCAAGGCGAGGAAUCGAUACCUAAAUGUGCAGGCCUAUGCGAAUUAUCGCAUUCAUCUGCAGGUUCCCGAGGGCGAAUGCGAUUUCAUCAAUGCAUCUCCGAUUAUCCUGAGGGACUCGGUGACGCAUGAGGAACUGAAAUACAUUGCGACGCAGGGACCCAAGCUUGGACAGCUUUCACACUUUUGGCAUAUGGUCUUUCAUGAGAGCAAGGAGGUGGGCGUCAUUAUUAUGCUCACUCAGACAGUCGAAGCAGGUCGGGAGAAAUGCGCCCAGUAUUUCCCGCUGCAUCAAGAUCAACCGUCGAUGGAUAUCUUACUCGAAGAGCCCUUCGAUGCCUAUAUGGGCGAUGAGUCUCAACCCGAUGACCAACCCGGCAUUCUGGGAAAAGUGACACUUUUGGAAUCCUUUUAUGACGAAAAAUCUUGCUCCGAAGUCCGCAAAUUAGAGUUGACUCUUGGUUCCGAGUCGAAGAUUGUUUGGCAUUUCUUGUUUGCGGGCUGGGCAGAUCAUUGCAAACCGGAGGGGCACGACCGCCAGGGUUUGUUGGAGCUCAUUAAGUUGUCUGCCUCUAAAUGCGACUCUGAAAGUCCACGAGUUGUGCACUGCAGUGCCGGUGUUGGCCGGACUGGAACCUUCAUCGCCCUCGACCAUCUCUUGCGUGAACUCGAAUCGGGCCAGCUACUGCAGGUAACCAAUACCGAGACCGAUCCAGUUUAUGAAUGCGUCAACCAAAUGCGUGAGCAGCGCAUGAUGAUGGUGUAUAAUGAACUGCAAAUGCAAUUCAUCUAUGAAGUCCUCCGCGAGCAAACCGACGUCAAGCUGGGCAAAUACCCCCAGGAGUCCCCCGAAAGCCCGCAUGAGCCACGCUCUGCCAAGCUUCGCAAAUUGAGUGACCCUUCAGCUUAUGUACCGCCGUCGAAGCCCGAGCUGGAGCCCGUCGUGGACCGAAUUCAGACUCCAACGCGAAGCUGGUCUGGGACUCCCGAGGUCUCUGAUGAAGAGUAG